GCCCAGAUGACGGAGUGUGCAGAAGGGCGAGCUGUAGGUAUGUCAGCACACCUUGAAACUGACACAGAAAGAGACUGAAGAGAUGGGUGGGAGGGCACGGCUCCCUGUUAGCAUCGUGCUUGGCACGGAGCAGGAGCCGGGAGUGAAAAGGGAACUUCUGUGCUACACCUGAGCGGCAGCACCGGAACAGAGCCACGUUCAUUCCACGGCGGGGGAGAAGGGGGGUAAAAAGUUAUCAGAGUCAAUUUCGACAGGUUGGGGGUGGGAAAUCCAGUGUUUGUUUUGCUCCCAAGCGACUCCUCGCUCCCGCCGUAUGCUAAGCGGCCAUCUACCAGCGACCCAGGCGGGCCGGCAGAUCCCUCCAUCUAGCCGUGCGGAUGCGUAAUUCAUCUCCAGGAGAUGCGGGGAGGCGCGCAGGAACUCGGAGGGCUCCGAAGCGCAGCCCGCGGCGCAGCGCCCACGGACAGCCCCGUGCUCCCUGCCCGCACCACACCGCCCGGGCCCGCCAGGCCGCAGCAGGGCCGGGCCCGGCCGUGCCAGAGGGCCGGGGGCGCAGCGCCCGCCAGGCCGCCCGAGCCCGCACGGCCACCGCGAGAGGCGCGAAGGGCGGCCAUGCCCGGCCCGGGAAGAAGCCGGCGGCGCCGCUCCCCCUUUCCUUCCUUCCCCGUGGAGGGCGGCGCUGCCCUUGUGCCGCUCGGCGCGGGGCGGCCUCCCACCCUGCGCGCGGGGCUGCGGGGAGGAACCUGCGUCCUCCGCUUCCCCCCGGGCCGAGCUCGGGUGCCCCGCUCGAGGCCGCGGCGCCGCGGAAGGAAGGAGGGGGGAACCGGGGAGCCCCUUCUCAGCCCGGAGGUUCGGAAGCCCUGCGGGGCGCGGAGCCGCGGUCGCCGUGCGGACGCUGCCCCGCCGCCACCUACCUCCCACUCGGAACAUCUGUGAGAGAUGACAGUAAGCCCUCGGGAGGCUGCAGCUCUAUCCAGCUGGUUCCCCCCCAGACACAACAGCACUACCGCGCCACGGACCCAAAUAAAAGUGGCUAGAAGUUAGGUGGGGGGUUAUUUUCACUCCUGGGGUUUACUGCCUGGUUAGUGAAACAGAAGUUAAACGUUGAAGGCAGGAGAAUAGUAAAAGCAAACAGUUGGCCUGUCGCGGUUGUUAUCAAUUAAACAAAAUGCCUUCGAGCUCCUUCCCUCAGUUGAAGCCUGUGCUGCGACACGAGAGGAAUUUCCCACGCUCUGAAGCUCACCAUGUCCUCACCCAGCAAGGAGUGGAUUUCAGUGGAAGCAGACUCUCCCUCCCAUGAUCUGAAGGCAUGGGUUAAACAUGAGGAAGACAGCUCCUGAAGUUACAGAAUUUGCCUUUCCAAAAUCAUGAGUGAACAAACAGCCCAGGAAUUCCCACAGUCCUGAGCUGCUCCUCCAGGACGACAGCCUGAAAGCAGCAAGAUAAAACCUUAUUUACAGCUGCCUGACUAAGGCAUGCGUAACAGCCCAAAUAAAUAAAGAAUGCCAUUUAUAUACCUUA
Gallus gallus (chicken) is the source of this 1521-nucleotide messenger RNA. RefSeq lists its product as uncharacterized. The record is from RefSeq and is a predicted model, not a curated record. NCBI's taxonomy places the organism in Eukaryota, Metazoa, Chordata, Aves, Galliformes, Phasianidae. Bases 400 to 936 code for a protein of 178 amino acids. The transcript has 2 exons.